Messenger RNA from Hylaeus anthracinus, 1377 nucleotides. RefSeq lists its product as uncharacterized. Lineage: Eukaryota; Metazoa; Arthropoda; Insecta; Hymenoptera; Colletidae. Bases 121 to 690 code for a protein of 189 amino acids. The record is from RefSeq and is a predicted model, not a curated record. The transcript is spliced from 3 exons.
UGUUCUUCUGGCAACCGCCGCCGAAAAAUCGUCCCUGGCCCACGGAAAUUCGUUCUCCCAGUGUAUCCAUUGUGCGUCGAUGAAGAGAAUCACGUGAUCGCUGCAGCAACCGGUUCGACAAUGCGGCCGAUUGGCUGGACGCUGACGUGCGUGUUAUUGGCAUGCACUUUUUCGAAAAGCCCGAGGGUCGAGAGCGCACGCGUCGUGACCGCGAGAGGAGACGAAGCUGGACGCGCCAAAGUCACAAAACUUUUCCCGAUUUACGACCAAGAGGCGGUGGAUCCUGACGUGCGGGCGCUCAGGGAAUUCCUGGACGAUUUAUUCGGUACCGAGAGCAAGGGUCCAGAAUCAACUGGAAGGCAAGCCCGUACUUUUGGCGUGAAGCGAAUUCAAUUCAUGCUGAUGCCGAUGGUGUACAAAAUGGGAGUGAUGAUGACCAUGAUGACGGUGUUGACGGUGAUCUCGUUGAAAGGAUUGCUUAUUGGCGCCACACUGUUGAUGCUCAAGAUAAGCACGAUAAUCGCAAAGUUUUCGACUGGUUGGGGCCAGCAGCAACCGCCAUCCUGGUCGGCUCAACCCAUCCACGUGCACGUUCACAACAGUCUACCAGUCGGUCACCAGCAAGCAUACAGCGACUGGAUGCAGCACAGCGGUCCAGGAGACGAGGAACACUAUUAUUACAGAGGAUAAUGGAGAAACGCUUCGAGAGCAUCCUGCUCCUCCCGCGGAUAAGAAACUGUUUCAUCGUCGACCACAAACGAAACCAGGCUAUACGCACGUUACAUUACGUCCGUCAUCGUUGCUUUUUCUUUUUUUUUUUCUUGGUCUGUUCAUGCAUCAUCUAUUUCUCUUGCUGUUGCGGUUUGCGCUCGACGAUUGAGCGAAUCGAAACACCUUUGAACGUAUCACGCAUUUAGCCCACGAUGGCACACCCUGCGAACCAAAGCAAGUGAUCUGGGGACGUCCUGUAAAUAAUAGCGCAGUCUACCAGAAGCGAUACGGAACGAAAGAAUGUAGAAUGAAUUUUAGUGGUUUAGUUGUUGUAAAGGAAAAUUACUUUGAUCGCGAGGAUGGGAUACCGUGGAUUCUGUUAAAUGUAAACAGUGGCGUACUCGAAGACGUGGCUGCUAUGACUUGGAAUUUCUAGGACGUUGAUAUCAACAAAUCUGUAAACCUCUGUGAAUUACUUUUUGGGGUGAAUAGAGUUCCAGUGAAUUAAUUUUAACACAUUUUGGCUCUCAAGCACUUGCAAUGAUAAUUUUACUCGUUAUUUUAAUAAAAAUUAAAACAAAUAAAAUUUUAUUUAAAUUUGAAAAUAAUUAUAUAUUCAUGCAUACUGUAUAAAAAUAAUACAUAUGAGAUAAUAUAUGAGAUAAU